CCUGACCCUGGGCCUGGAUCGUGGUCUAAAUGAGUAUGCAUAUGCUUGAUUAUCUUGAGUGGGGUAAACCAUGUAAACUAGAAAGUAAAAGUCUUGAAACGUUUUCUCCAAGUACAACUUCACACUUGCAACGCUGGUAUUUUGGUUAUGGAGCACACAAGAAUGGAAUGGUCUUGGUGAUUCGUCAAGCGAAGCCUUCAAGCUAGGUGCAUAGCAUAGCAAUGUCGACUUCAACAGGGAUACACCCUGUCAGCUGGAUCCUGGCGUCCUUCUUUGUGGCUUUACUGAUUGCGGACGCGAGCGGCCAAACACCAAGUACAACCCUUUACAAUGAAACCGGCACUUUGGUCGAUGAUGCGACUUUCCGUGGCGAAUGCAGAGACCUUGUGGCCAACAUCAGCGACUAUGACACGAUCUCGCCCAACGUUUCAAAGAUGUUCUGCAGCUGUCUGCGUACGUCAAAUCGCGUGCAGAGCCCACCCUGGUUGCCCAAUCCGACGACGCGAACGUUCACGGCAUUGCUUCACGCCUUGCUUCCGUUGGGCAACCCAGCGCAGUUUCCGGUCGGUCAGCAGAUGCUGUGGGCCACGUAUAUCACUCUGUUCCACCUGAACAGCUACGGGUCGGACGAUUUGAAGCUCGCGAUCAAUUUGUGGCAGACGGACUGUGACACCCUGCGCACCACACGCACAGUCGCCGAUCUGCUCGUCAACAACAUUGGCACGGGCAUCGUGGGGCCGGCCUGCAGCGCGGCAAGCGAGCUGCUCAACAACUUUGCUCCGUACCUGAGCAUGGCCGACGUGGCGUAUAGUGUGGAGUCUUCCAGGCUCAACAGGCGCGUUGACUACGCCUCGUUUCACCGCAUUGCGGCCACGUCUGAAAUAUACACCAACGCCUGGAUAGAAAUGAUGCAGAAUCUUGGCUGGAAAUCGGUGUCUGUGAUAUCGGAGAACAGCGAAGAUUUCCAGGUGGUCCUGGACGCCUUUCAAUCACACGCUAUCAGGGAAGCUGACAAGAUCGAGAUCAAGGCAUUGGAAUCUGUGACCAAUGACUUUGACGUGGACAUUGUGUGGAGCAACAUCCGCCGUGCCAGAACAAGAGUUGUGAUUCUCAUGAUGUUUGAGCCACUUGCGCAGAAAAUUGCCUGCUCGGCAUAUCAUAAGGGCUUCAGCAGCGCGUGCUGCGCCGGGAAAACACAGCUCACCUUCGUCGUGCCGGGGUGGUACUCUGAGUUUUGGUUCACACAGAACGUGUCCUUCGUUGCCAACUCUGUGACCUACAACUGCACGUCGGAGCAGAUGAUGUCCAUGGCCGCCCAUACGUUCAGCAUGAGCCAGCAGCUGUACCGUUCCGACGAAGACACCGUGCUGGACAUUACAAAUGACUACAAGAUGUCCGUUACCCGCUACAAGCAACUCAACGCUCUUGCAGCGACACACUGCUACGCGUUUCCAACUAUCCCCGUCGCCUAUGACAGUCUGAUGCACGACUCCAUCGUCAUCUACUACAAAGCUCUGCAGUUGCUGCAGGAGACACUGAAACACUCCAACACCACGUACCGGAGUCCCGACUGGAAGCUAAACUAUAUCCAAGGACAGAAGCUCCUGGCUAUACGGUGGGUGCUGAUCUACCUGGUUGGCAAGGUGGACUUCGAGAGCCUGUCUGGACACGUCUACUUCAGAAAACUGAACCGCACCUUUACCACCAAUGUGCGCGAGGCCCAGGCGGAGGUGGAGAAGAUCAUGGAGUACGGCAACUUUUCCAGUAUCAUUGGUGACUUUCGGGCCAGUGAGCCUAAUCGACCGGUCAAUGCAACAAUCCGGCAGCGAACGGCCAAUGGGUCGGAUCUGCUGAUAGCAACGCUGGACCCCGAGUAUCGCAUCCACACGUAUCUGCCGGAGAGGCUGACCUGGGGACAGUGCUGCCCCAACAGCAUACCAAGUGAUACCAUACCGGAAACGGAUUCUGAAUGCACCUAUUUGUCUGAGUCGCUGGUGGAGAACCUCGGAGGCUGCUCCCAGGCUCUAGGCUUUAUCAUCGGAUUCAGUAUUGGCCUGUUGCUUCUGAUAUUCGCGGUCGUGGCUGUAGUUUGGCAAAGAUGGUACAAGAAAAAGAUCAAGGUGAUCAAGCGGGCAGCUCAGUAUGGUCUAGACAUGGACAGCACUGAUCUGAUGGAGAAGACGCAGGCACUCAGCAAGUGGGAGCUGCCCAGGUCCAGCAUCAUCAUCAACCGGCGUCUGGGCGAAGGUGCGUUCGGAGCAGUGUACGGUGGAGAGUUGAUCCCGGACCGAGGUAACUCCACGUCCAGUACUGUCAAUAUGACCUGCACUGGAGUGGCGGUCAAGACACUUCACGAUGGCGCCAACAACGAGGAGAAGAGUCAGUUCCUGGCAGAGGGACAGCUGAUGACGACCUUCGAUCAUGAGAACAUUGUCAAGCUGCUGGGCUUCUGCACCAAAGACGAGCCGUUCUACGUUGUGAUGGAGUUGAUGAUGCACGGUGACCUCAAGGGUUAUCUUCUGUCCUAUCGGCAUCUGUGUGGUAGCGGAGACCCGAGUGAGCUGCAUAGCGAAAGGCUGACGUCGAUGGUAACACAAAUCGCUAACGGCAUGGCCUAUCUGGCAGAACUACGCUUCGUGCAUCGUGACAUUGCAGCGCGUAACUGCAUGGUGACCAUAAACUACACGGUGAAGAUUGGCGACUUUGGAAUGGCGCGUGACAUGUACACAAACGACUACUACAGAGUGAAAGCAGAAGCUCCAUUACCUGUACGGUGGAUGGCGCGGGAGAGCCUCUUCGACGGCCGCUUCACUCUGCCCUCGGACAUGUGGAGCUUCGGUGUGGUUGUCUGGGAGGUGAUCACGUUCGGUGAGAUGCCCUUCCCGGGUAUGGUAAACGGCGAGGUGAUCGAGCACGUACGCGAGGGUGGCACGGCUCUGCUACCGCCACACUGUCCGCAGAAUCUGAGGGUGUUCAUCAACUCCUGCUGGACCAGCGAUCCCGAAAGCCGUCUGACAGGGGCGGACGCUGUCACUGCCCUUCGCCGGGAUCCUCGUCUCGUUGUGCCGUGUGUGGAGGCACCGCGGACACGUAGAAACCGAGGAGGAACAGCUGGCAGUAUGAAGACAACCGUUGAAGCACAGCAGGUGGUAAGGCGUCGCAACGGGGCACCAGGAUCAUCGCCGAUACCGGAACAAACUCUUGCACGCUCCCUCGAAGAGGUGGACGAGACUGCAUUCAGUGGCAUGGAUCGCUACGUGGUCAACCCCAGCAGUGUGAGAACCGAGUCGCGGAGGGACCUGCUGGUCAAGAAUCAGUCGGCGAAUCUGGAUGAUGGCUACGAGAACACGGAUCUGGUCGGUGCGAAACCCGCCGCUCGCACGGGCUAUGAAAACACCGAACUCACCCGUGCUAACGCGGACCUCGCCUACGCAGACAAAGACCUUGGCUACGUUAAUACUGACCUGUCUUAGCUGUUGUUGGUCUGUGGUGUGAAAUUAACUGCACAUCACUGAUCACACCACCACCACCACACACUAUACUCUUUAUUUACUGGUUGGUCUGCGGGUACUGGGAUGGGGUAAUGGAUAUUCGGAUAUCUUCAUUCUGGAUGACAUCGUGCUUUUUGUUAGUCCUAUUAAAUGGAAACCCAGGCCUAGAAUAGUAGCAGAAAGAUCCAAUAGAACAGGUAGGUGUGCCUGACGGAUGCUGCACUGCAUGUAUCCAUGCAGGUCGUGCUUGGUGCAAUACUGAACAACGAGUCAAUCCCAGUCACCCAAAGUACCUGUCACCGAUUAAGAAAAAGUAGAUAUUUCGUUUUUUAUUCUUGAGCUUCUUUUAUCAACAGAGAUAUUAGUCUACCGGUAUUUGAAAUAGAACGAUUCACCUUAGAUUUUCUAUAAUUUUUCAGCUUUCCACUCAUACAUGUUUUUUUUGCGUGUGAGCUUGUCACACCACAAGGACAUCAUGGACAUACGUAACACAAAACUUUAUUCAUAAUUAUCGUAUCUGUUUUUCACGCGUAGAUUCUUUUACACACAGCCACACUUAGAAGUAGCGGCUUUGGGGCUACAAGUAAAUGACGUAUUUUACUUGUAGGAACAACCAGCAACAACUCAUUUUUAUGAUUUUUAUUUCUAUGCUUUUGUGUACACAUGCGCUGCAAUCCUGUUGCUAUCUUGAGCCUCCCCUAUUUCAUAUUCAAAUUGUAGCAUAAUUAUACGGUAUAUCAUGGUAAUUGGUGAGAUAGUUUGGUGCUUGCAAAGUAUGAUUGUGCAUUCA
This is a messenger RNA of Sycon ciliatum, 4281 nucleotides long. RefSeq lists its product as uncharacterized. Bases 222 to 3473 code for a protein of 1083 amino acids. NCBI's taxonomy places the organism in Eukaryota, Metazoa, Porifera, Calcarea, Leucosolenida, Sycettidae. Gene Ontology annotation, molecular function: ATP binding; transmembrane receptor protein tyrosine kinase activity. The transcript is spliced from 17 exons. Gene Ontology annotation, biological process: protein phosphorylation; positive regulation of kinase activity; cell surface receptor protein tyrosine kinase signaling pathway. Gene Ontology annotation, cellular component: signaling receptor complex; plasma membrane. The record is from RefSeq and is a predicted model, not a curated record.